Messenger RNA from Linum trigynum, 1078 nucleotides. Lineage: Eukaryota; Viridiplantae; Streptophyta; Magnoliopsida; Malpighiales; Linaceae. The record is from the annotation of a GenBank genome assembly.
AACUUCCAAACCAUUGCACUUAAGUCCUUCUCGUUCUUCAGUGUUCUUCAUCUGUUAAGUGCAAUAGUCUUUUAGUUGCAGCAGAGAAUGAUCCUGCUUCUCCAACAAUCAAUAGCAGGAUCAUGGGAAAAUCUUCACACGCCACGUUGACAACUGCUACGUUUUUAUCAUAUUCUGCCACUUCAUCAACAAUCCUCGGUUGGCCUGGUGAAAGCUAGACCCAAGAGGACGUCAAGCUUGGAACUUUACGAGCAGCAUCGCUCAAGAUGUCUACAUCACUGAUGUCGCCUUCUUCGAAAACAAACUAUACACGAUGAGCGAUGAUCAUUCCGUCUACAUUCUUGACAUGCCUACCACCUUAGUUGUGAGAAAACUCCGCUUCUUUUCCGCCAUGUCAUUACUAGCCUACCGCCAUGUCUACUUCAAAGAUACAUUCCUCCACUUGGCCCACCUUAAUGGUCAUCUCCUAGUCAUCUUACGCAAUUUUGCCGACGAGAAGUAUCAUUAUAACCACGUCACGUUCCAUGUGUUCAGAUUGGAAUUGCCAGAAAGAGAUGGCAGCGGUGAAGUUGUGGAGUACUACACACCUAGUGAUUAUGAUUGGGAAGAAGUGAGGAUUUUGCAGGGAAAUUCUUUGUUCCUCGGAUACUCCCAUCAGUUCAUCUGACUGCCUGCCCCUUCAUCCUGGGGCGACCACAUCUAUUUUACGUUUUCUUUCAACGACGGCUAUUUUGAUAUAAGUUGCCCUGAUGACGAUGCUUCACUCUUUAUGAACCGAAAUGAUUGUGGCAUCUUCAAUCUUGUCGAUCGGAAAGUCGUAUGUUUUGCUCAUCAGAGUGGUCACAGACAUAACUACUUUUGGUUCUUCCCUAUGUCGUAGCAAGUACUCUGUCUUCCAUACUAUUUGUACUCUUAUUUAUUCUUACUUACUCAUGAAUCACUGCAAGAAUAUUUGUGAGCAUACUAAGCAUUAAGCGACGAAUGUCGAGAAUCGGAAGCGGCUGCUGCGUCGACUAGUACUAAAAAUACUAAAUAUCACAACAAAUGUUUUGUAAUGUAAUAAGGUUAAGGUGUGUCG